AUGUUCAACGGGAUAAAGCCGACCAGGCUGUGGCACCUGACCAGCCGGAAGUUCCUCAACAAGAUGACACAGGAGCGGCAAGAAUAUUUCAAGCAAAGUUGGAAGCAGCUGGAACAGCCCUAUUUCCUGCAGUUCGUCGGCAUACACCUGGGGGCGGUGGCGGGGGUCCUGUACUCGCUGGGCUGGUUCGAGAAGCCGGUGUGCCCAGCGAGGCUUAAGAAGGAGGAAGGAGAGAUGGAAGAGGCGGCCGCCGACCAGGCAUGCGACCCGGAGAAAGUACUGAAGAAGUGCUCGCAACUAGACAAGGAAGAAAGGCCCUGUAAAAAA
This is a messenger RNA of Iphiclides podalirius (scarce swallowtail), 327 nucleotides long. The record is from the annotation of a GenBank genome assembly. NCBI's taxonomy places the organism in Eukaryota, Metazoa, Arthropoda, Insecta, Lepidoptera, Papilionidae.